GUCCGGGCACGGGCAGGCAGGGAAUUUUCAGUUUCAGCGCCGCAGCACACACGCUCUGGUUACGCCGUCGUCGACGUUCUCGCCGAGCGUCGCUUAUUCGUGUUACCGACGUUCCCGCGGCAACUUCCCGGGUCUGAGCGAGCAUCCAGGAUAGGAGAGCCACGUCGAGAUGUGGAUCGCCGUCUCGUGUUUAUGUUUGGCGGUCCUGUGCGUGUCCGGCGACAGCGGCACUUCCGGCAACGCUCUGCCGACAUGUUCGGCCAACAAACUGACGGUGUACAAGAUGGUCCUGCACACCUUCUGGUCCAGGACCACGUUCCCGAAGCACUAUCCGGACUGGAGGCCCCCGGCGCAGUGGUCCAAAGUUUUCGGUCGCAGCCACGACAAAUCCUCCUCUCUGUUUCGCCUGGGUCAGAAAUCUACUCAGGGGGUUAAAAUGUUCGCAGAAACAGGACGGUCGGACCUGCUGGAGUUGCAGAACCAAGGACAGAAGGGUAUUUUCGACGUGUUCAACGCCCCAUCGAUCUCCCAAGGAGUUGGAAGGACUGAGGCGAAGUUCUUCGUUGAUGGUAACCACUCGCUGGUAUCGCUGAUGUCGAGAAUCAUUCCAUCUCCUGAUUGGUUCAUUGGAAUUGACAGUUUCGACUUGUGUAUCAAUGGAAAUUGGUUGGAUAGCAUCACGAUCGAGGUGGACCCGAUGGACGCCGGCACCGACAACGGUUUCACCUUCACCGCCCCCAACUGGGCGACGGAACCCCAGGGGGAGGCGUAUCGGAUAACGGCGCAUUAUCCAGCUCAUCCUGCGGGAUCCUUCUUCUACCCUUACCUGAGGAAGCUGCCCACCAUAGCCACGUUCCAGUUCAUCAAGCUGAAGGAGUACGAAUUAAACGAAGUUUUCCACCACACCGAAGACGAUCGAAGCUACGACGUUGUCAAUGCCGAGGAAAUGGUUCAGGACAACAACAUAAAUAUACUCAACGGCAACAAGGAUUUCCAGACGGCAAUUAACGAAGAGAGGGAGGAAAGGGAAAACCACAUAAAUUACAAGCCCAACAAUCGACUGAAGCAGUUCGAAAGCCUCACCACGACGCUGUCUUCGACUAGUUGGAGUGGGGACAGGAUGCAUAAUUCGAUAGUGACAGCCACUCCAUCGACCGUUUCUGGAUCGAACGUUGUUUCACUGGGUAACAAGGAGGCAAUACUGAAUGGUAUUGCGCAGUUCUACACCAAUCCCAAGAAGAACGAUAAACCCAGGCACAAGAAGAACCGAAGAACGAAGAAAUAUUACAAGAAGUAUCGUCCACCUAGAGACUGCAGGGUGAGCGACUGGUCAGAAUGGAGUCCAUGUAGUAAAUCCUGUGGUAUCGGCGAGAUGACUAGGAAGAGAGAGGUGAAGAAACACGCGAAACGCGGAGGAAGACUGUGUCCACCCCUGGUAGAAACCAAGUGGUGCGGCUCUGCCAGGUCUUGCAACAAGCAGUACUUCGACUGGUAGAUUUGCGAACAGACAAACGAUGUCAAUUUGAACAGACUCAACUGAUGGUCGAGUGACCAUUUCUUUGGUGCACUGUGCGGGAUUUAUAUUGCCACUAACUGACUCCCGUUCUGCAUACAGUGGCGUUUUGUAAAGUUUUUCGACUGUUUUCUAUGAAAGGAAAAAAUGAUUGUUUGAAUAUAUUUAUUUUGUCGAAACUUUUUAAUAUAUUUCAGAGUCUUGCUACUUCUCCAAUUGUGACAGGCAAUCUUUGGAUAGAUUACAUAGAGUACUGGUCUUAUAUAGAACUCCUUUGUAUGGAGACGAUGAUUAAGUGUUAAAUAAUGUGAACAAAUCAUGUCUGAUAGGAUUUUUCGGACGUUUCUGUUCUGAUCACCCUGUAUUACCGGAUAACUGUCGAUAUUCUAUGAGUUCUAAUAAAAAACUGCAAAACCA
Molecule: messenger RNA, 1930 nt
Organism: Coccinella septempunctata (seven-spotted ladybird)
Lineage: Eukaryota; Metazoa; Arthropoda; Insecta; Coleoptera; Coccinellidae
Product: spondin-2
Exons: 7
Coding region: 170-1495 (441 amino acids)
Biological process (GO): cell adhesion
Cellular component (GO): extracellular matrix
Source: RefSeq, a predicted model, not a curated record